GGUAUUCUUGUUUCUGAAAAGACCGACUUACAAACCACUUUAGCACAGAUACAAAAGAAACUUAAAGUCAAAGAUGGCGAAUCCUCUGAACUGACUGAACGAGUUCAAAAGCAGCGGCAUCAAUCUGCUGAAAAUGAGCGAGUUAUAGCAAUGCAGAAAAGCAAAAUCGAAAAAUUUGCGGAGGAAAACAACGAGCUCCGAAAAGAUCGCGAUAGAGUUCAGACGAUCAAUUACACUUUGAGUCGUGAGAAAGAGGACUUAACUCAACAAGUAUCUGAAAUCAAAAAUAAACUUCAACGCAAGAUGGACGAAUGUUUAAUAUUAGAAAGAUCUCGGGACGAAAAUACGAGAAAUUGAGCGAGAAACAAGACCUUAUUCAACAGCUGACCAAUAAUUCUUCAACAUCUGCGGUUCAUGAAUUAACUUCGGCACUUAAACUUGAAAAUGCCGAACUUCAAGAUCAAUUACAAAAGCAAACAGAAUCGCUGCAACGACUGGCUGCCGAUAAAGGACAGACAAUUGAACGACACAAUCAAGAAAUCGAACAGUAUGAAUUCAAAGUUCAGAAACUUGUUGAAAUGAAUAAGCAGUUGGAGAAGCAAACUGUAGAAUGGAGUGAGAAGAAAGACGAUUAUGAAAAAAUCAUAAUUGAACUCAGAAGAACAAUUGAUGAAUUGAAAGAUGAAGAGGCAAGUCAACAAUCCGAAGCGACAAAGCUUGCUGCACUUGAGAUUCAAAAACUUGCAGAGGAAAAAGAAAAACUGUCAUCCUUUCUACAACAGCAGAGCGAUCUUAAUGAUAAACUAAAUGGAGAAAUAUCUACAAGUGAAGCAAAGUAUGCUCAGCUGGAAAAGAUGAUGGUGGAAAUGAGUCGGGAAUCAGAAGAUAAACGAGAACUAUUGGAUAGUAUUCAGAGCGAUAAGGAAACGAUCAGCAAAGCUUUGUCUCAAAAUAAAGAGUUGAAAGAGCAACUGCAUCAACUGGAGACGCGAUUUAUUGAAAUGAGCAACGAUAACAUGGAGUUGACAAGCUUGCUUGACACUGAAAAGCAUUCAAAUGAGAACAUGCGACAACAAUUACGCAAUAUAAGUUUGGAGCUCGAGGAAAGUCAAAGUCAGUUAUCUCAAAGUCAUCUUGAUCUCGAUAAUGUAAAGAAAAACUUACAUGAACAAAUUGAAUUGAACGAAAAGCAGCGAGAAUACGAAGCUGAAAAGCAUCUUACUGAUGUUUUACAUGAGGAAUUAAAAUCUGCUCGGACUACAAUCGAUCAACUCUCUUAUCAAAACAAUGAAUUGAAGCAACAAAUGAACUCUGAAAAACGCAUUCAACUUCUUCAACACGAGAACAUGAAUCCACUGGGUAUUGUUACCGACGGUGAGAACGCCAGUCAAAUGCCGGAUCUCGUUCUCAAAACUGGAGAUGUCCGUUAUGAAAGCGAACCAAAUGUCAAGCCUGACACGUCUGACGACGAAAACAGCUGGACAAGUGAGGAUAGUGAGCCUGCAAUAUCUCCACGCAAGACCCUCAGCGAUCGAGAGGAUUUGGUGGAUUCGAUGUCAGCGUCUAUAAGGCAGUUGGAAAUGGAACGAGAUCAACUACGUCAUGAACUCAAUGGAAUUGCAAAGCGCACCGAAGCGGAGAUCAACCAUCUUCAACAACACAUGGCGCUGCAGAUUCACCAAGAGGUUCAACAGCGUCAGCGCGACUUACUCGAGCAAGUUCACGAACAGCUACAGGAGCAGCAACAACAAAUCAACGCCUUACAGAUGCUUGUUCAAAAACAGAAAUUGCAAAUCGAAAAUCAGGACGUCGCCUUGGACGAACUGAACUUGGAGAACUCCUUCGUGCCAUACGAGCUUCUGAAACCGGCGUUUUCCAAGUUGCAGAAACGAUUUUUAAAGCUUAUGGACGAAAAAGCUGAAUUAUUGGAGAAAGUGAACGAACUAGAACACGUUUGUCAGCAAUUAUCAGCUGAAACUGAAACAAUAGGGGAAUACAUUUCGUUGUAUCAAAUGCAGCGAACUGCCCUGAAAAAGUACUAUCACGAAAGAGAAAAACUGAUUACUACUUUGUCAAACGAACGGUCUCAAAUGCAGGCUAAAAUCGCGGAAUUGCAAUCCUUGGUUUUUCAAAAAAUACACAUGGGAUCAAACACUAUUGAAGAAAAAGUGACCGCCCAGACAUUAAGCAAUCAAGUAGACUUAGAUCUGGAACAGGGAGCACUAGAAAGUAAGAAAACUGCAUCCUUGAAUGGUCCGAUAAAUUCCGAUAAGGUAUCGAGUGACUCAUCGCUUGGACUCAAUGAAGUAAAUCUGGAAGAAUUUUGCGAGAAAGACAGCACCACUCAACAAAUUCUACAAAUAUUUAAUCAGCUAAAUGUAUCCGAUGAAGAAACACCCGCGUGCUGGUUCUCGCCUGCCGCUCCCAAACCUCAAUUCACACCCUUUUUUCUGCAUUGUCGCAGUAAAGUCGUUGACUUAUAAAAUGAAGUAUCGAGGUAUACUGGAUCGUGUUGUAAACGACAGCCUUUGAUGUACAUUGCUUCACAGAAACAUAGAACUUUGUUUUUGCAUUAUUACGUUCUGCAUGUUUUAAAUGUACGUUUGUAUACAAAACGAGCUGAAACUUCAAUCUGUCGUGGAGAUUGUCGGUCAAUCGCGCAUAUAUUUAUUUGGCAUGGUGAGGGUAAAGGGCUAGCAUAAUCAUUUACACGAGUUUAAAAAAAAUGGUUUUACGUCUUUAUGUUAACAGGAAAGUGAUUAACGAUUAAAUGACAACACGAAA
Molecule: messenger RNA, 2784 nt
Organism: Xenia sp. Carnegie-2017
Lineage: Eukaryota; Metazoa; Cnidaria; Anthozoa; Malacalcyonacea; Xeniidae
Product: golgin subfamily A member 2-like
Exons: 20
Coding region: 312-2483 (723 amino acids)
Biological process (GO): Golgi organization
Cellular component (GO): Golgi cis cisterna; Golgi cisterna membrane; cis-Golgi network
Source: RefSeq, a predicted model, not a curated record